AGCGCAAGAAUUUUGCACUAACAAGUCUCAAAAAGAUUAUACCUAGAAAUCUCGGAACAAGGAUAUAGGAGGUUGAGCGAUUCAGGCGUUUUACGCAUCAGCAGGAUCAUCAAGGACGUCGAGAAAUUGUUGGUCCAGAUCAAAUGAAGUCCCACGUUCUGACUGACAUUAGAGCCUUGACCGUUUCAGAAUCAAGAUCAUUCGGUCAACCACAACCAUGAUAACGCCCCUCGUUUGGCACCAUGUCCCGCUCCAAAUCUGGGCCCGGACUUAUAGUGCGUCCUCCUCGACCCAACAGACUUACAGUGAACGACGGGUCCUGGGUUAUACGGACCAACAAAUGUUCCGGGUAGUGUCCCAAGUGGAGAAAUACAAUCAGUUCGUGCCUUGGUGCAAGAAAUCUGAUGUGAUUUCACGGGAGUUAUGCGGUCUAAAGGCCGAAUUAGUCAUUGGAUUUCCGCCUCUUUUUGGCGAAUCAUAUACCUCACAUGUAACAUUAUUCGCGCCCCAUUUGGUAACCGCAGUCUGCACAGACAUGAAUCUGUUUCAUCACUUAAAAACCGUGUGGAAGUUUGGCCCAGGAUGGUUGGAUCAGCCCGAAACCACCACCACAUUGGAUUUUGCCGUCAGCUUCCAGUUUCGGAAUCAUGUCCACUCCCAGAUUUCGCGACUUUUCUUCGACGAGGUGGUCAAACAGAAUGUGAACGCCUUCUUGAGGCGGGCCCGAACCCUCUACGGGCCCGAAAGUAUACCCGCCCAAAAACCGACUAUUGUAAUCAAGAGCUGACAUCGGAUUAAUUCUGGUGUCAUGUCAUGGAAUGUUCAAAUAAACUCCGGUGCAAUCUGCAA
Messenger RNA from Tigriopus californicus, 849 nucleotides. Its product is annotated as coenzyme Q-binding protein COQ10 homolog B, mitochondrial-like. Gene Ontology annotation, molecular function: ubiquinone binding. The record is from RefSeq and is a predicted model, not a curated record. Gene Ontology annotation, cellular component: mitochondrion. The transcript is spliced from 2 exons. Gene Ontology annotation, biological process: ubiquinone biosynthetic process; cellular respiration. The coding region runs from base 218 to 787 and encodes 189 amino acids. Lineage: Eukaryota; Metazoa; Arthropoda; Copepoda; Harpacticoida; Harpacticidae.